Messenger RNA from Prunus armeniaca (apricot), 297 nucleotides. The record is from the annotation of a GenBank genome assembly. NCBI's taxonomy places the organism in Eukaryota, Viridiplantae, Streptophyta, Magnoliopsida, Rosales, Rosaceae.
AUGGCCAAGGCUGGUAGCAAAAUGGCACUAAUUCUUAACGUGAUUCUAGUGCUCUCUCUUGUUCUAAUGAUUUCCAUAGCUGAGAGUAGACAACUUGGCACUAACAUUGGAUUUGGAGGGAAAAAACCUGCCGCAGUUUGCUUUGCAGUUUAUGGUGCACAGGAGGGUGAUACGUGUACUUCUGUUAGCGAGACGUUCAAUUUGAGUUUUGAUUUCUUCCUUUCUAUCAACCCUAAUAUCAACUGCGACGACUUCUUUGUGGGUCAAUGGCUUUGUACUGCAGGGAGUGCCAACUGA